Messenger RNA from Peniophora sp. CBMAI 1063, 414 nucleotides. Lineage: Eukaryota; Fungi; Basidiomycota; Agaricomycetes; Russulales; Peniophoraceae. The record is from the annotation of a GenBank genome assembly.
AUGGCGGUGAACAGCGUUCGAACGAAAGUGAUCGACGCCGUCACGAUAUGGAGCGUCGGCCAUCUUUAUCAGGCUAUUGGGGAAGGGAAGGUUCGCAACGCUGCGGUGUACGUCCGACAGCCCUUCGAACCCGGCACGGCGACUGAUUUCGCCUCGGAAAGUCUGACACAGCAACUCAGGGGCCUCUCGUAUAAUUGGUGUUUCGUAGCGGCGAAUCAUACCGACGUCGUCUACGCCGACGAUCAGGUCAUUAGUGGUGUCACGCCUGGCGAUAUGGCGAAGCUCGGCUAUCUCGACCCCGAGUUCUACUUGCUCAUUGAGGACGUCCCGGGUACAGAUCACAAUGAUCCACAGCGUGCGCGGGAGUUCGUCUUGGUGUCCCGCCUAGACAUAUCGCCCGUCCUCGCUUAUUAG